Messenger RNA from Parastagonospora nodorum SN15, 2313 nucleotides. RefSeq lists its product as hypothetical. The coding region runs from base 1 to 2313 and encodes 770 amino acids. Gene Ontology annotation, molecular function: DNA-binding transcription factor activity; sequence-specific DNA binding. The record is from RefSeq and is a predicted model, not a curated record. Gene Ontology annotation, biological process: regulation of DNA-templated transcription. The transcript is spliced from 5 exons. Lineage: Eukaryota; Fungi; Ascomycota; Dothideomycetes; Pleosporales; Phaeosphaeriaceae.
AUGGUUGCCAGAGAUGUUACCACGACAGCUGUUUGUCUCGGUAUCGAGACGAAAGAUGCAUCGCGAUUAAGAAGAUCUCUACUUGAACCCAUCGGCGGAUCCACGCCUGUCGAUUCUAAGGCUGCUACGAAAGGAUGGCUCUCUGCGUUGCAGGAAAAUAUCGUUCCACAGCCAGAGCUUUCCAAGCCACAGAAAGCGCGUGCACACAUCGACGAACUGGCUGCUUUGGUGAAGCCACCUGUACAUACGCAGAACGGUGCAUCCAUUUCUCUCGACGGUUGUGCUGAAGACCAGGACAAUGCCGACGAGUCCGUAUGCUUGAGAACUCCCGCAAAAAACUUUUUUGAGACGAAGGCGCUAGACUCAGUAGAUUUCGGUGCUCUUGAAGAAGAGAUCAUUGAUCAGGAACUGCUUGAGGAAGCCGUUCUACCAAGCAACACGCCAAAUGAGGCUUCUAUGUGCCAAUUGUUUAAUGUCGAAGACAUUGAGGUCAUCGAAGUCCCAAACACACCCACGCAAAGAUCCAGUCAACUAUAUACGCCUGAGCCUAUGCCCAUCCUACAUAGUGGCGCAGAUUCCGAGGCCACUUCGCCCGACGACAGCUCUUUGCUCAUCGAACCGAAGUCGCAUGCGAAAGUUGCAAGUACGACUGCCUUUUGCUCGAUCUGUCAGACACAGCGAGUGUUAGCGAAGAAGGGAAGCACCGAGGUCCUAUGUCAGACAUGCCAUGAACGAUCAAUUAUCAACAAGUCAGAGAAGACUGAAAUACCAGACACACCGGAGGCCAGCACUUCGAAUCAGACAUAUGAAAGAUCGAAACGUCCCGUGCCUGUAGAAGUAGCACCAACAUCGGACAAAGCCGCUGACCAGGGCCCAUUGCACUGGUUUCAAACUAGCCUUGUAGCCGGCACACCAAAGACAAAGCAAAAGAAGAUGCUCACUCGAAAGCUCAACAGUAAACUCAGCGUGACUACGAAUCACAAAGUUGCAGAGAUACUCCAUCGAGCCGAUGUCUCAUCGCGGCAAACGCCAAAAAAGCAACAGCUCUCGGGAUCAGUUCAGCGUCAGGAAAUCAGUAAACCCAGGUCGUUCGGCGAUUCACACAGUAGAACGAAGCAUGGUUCUGACCAGAGUAUUUCCAGUGUCUUUUCUGCGACCAAGGACAAUUCCUCCUCGACACCUGUACCUGCUGAUCAGGACUCAGAUCAGGACUCAGACCAAGAUCGAAGCAGUGCUCUGAAUUCUGAGCCAGAGACAAAGACGCGUUCGACCAAAAAUUCAACAAGCCCUCAAGUAGGUACCACAUCCCCGAAUGGUGACGAUACGUCAAUCGCCGAUCGGCCAGCAAUCCAUAACGGGAUGAAAGUCAGGAAGCGAUAUACAAGUCGACAGCUUGCGAGGAUAGCACUAGUCGCUGCAAAUGGGCAUUAUAUGACGACGUCCCAAAUCGUUCUCUGGCUGGUUUCCACAUUCCCUCACUUACGUGUUGGUGAAGGUAAUUGGGAAGUGAACGUCCGAUCAGCUCUCUCGUGGUUCGAGGAGUUUCAGGGACGCAAUAUCAAGAAUCCCGGAACACACGGCAAUAAGAAGCAUUAUGGGUUCAGUAAUGCAACGUUUCGAGCGCAGUUUGAGGCAGAGUAUUCAGAGUUCCUUGACUCACCGGAGCCUCGUCAAAUGCCCGUACCGCUUGAGCCGGUUCCCUCCGGUGAUGGCAAACCGCGGAGCAAACGACCUCUAGCAGCAAAGAGGGCGGCGAAAACCACUCCAUACUCGAUAGCAAAGCAAGCUGCCAACGACCCGUCGUUCAAUCCUUUCAAGCGAUCAGUUCCACGCCAGGCGUUCAAGCUGCCGGACAUAGGCAAUGAUACUGGACUGGAGUCAUUCAUGAUAGUCGCAAUAUCUCCGGCCUCCCAGCCUACCAUCGAUACCAUGGCUCAAGAAGAAAAAGCACGAAAGAUUGAAGAAAUCAAAGCAAGGCCAUCGCGAAAGACAUAUUUCGGAUCCGGGCAACGACUCGCACACAAGCGCCGGUACAACCUGGUAGACAUCCACGAGGAGAGGGACGGAGCUUGGCAGGCGCCCGCAAGAACAGCAGUUAAGGGCCUACGCGAGGCGGACCACGAUAUGGACAUCGACGACGACGGAACCUCCCGGACUCUGAGGGAAGUCUUCAAUUUGCCGUACAAUAUGAUUCCAGUCAAUGAUGGCCAGACCGAGUUGGCAUUCAAGGACGGAGAAAAGGGCAAGCGGUCGCGAACUAUGUUCAGAGUGGGCAAGAUGUUUGGUGGGGAACUGACGGUGAGGACGUCGUAG